This is a messenger RNA of Ziziphus jujuba (common jujube), 4122 nucleotides long. RefSeq names its product protein CHUP1, chloroplastic. Gene Ontology annotation, biological process: chloroplast organization. The coding region runs from base 1035 to 3998 and encodes 987 amino acids. The transcript has 9 exons. Gene Ontology annotation, cellular component: chloroplast outer membrane. The record is from RefSeq and is a predicted model, not a curated record. Lineage: Eukaryota; Viridiplantae; Streptophyta; Magnoliopsida; Rosales; Rhamnaceae.
CCCACUUUACUCAUCAAACCAACUAAUUUUCUUUUCUUUUUAAUUAUUAUUAUUUUGGUAAUACAACCGAUCUAUUUAUCAAACCAACCUUCUUGCUUUUUCUCCACAUUCAAUUUGGGGGAAACAGAAUAAAGCAACCGCCUUAAUCUUAAAGUUCCUUAUUGGACUUGGACCCCACUCUUUGUAAUUGCUUCCUCAUGACUUGUACCAAACCUGAACGCUUUGAUCUUUGUUGGUUUGGUGUGGUUCCAAACACUAACCAACCAAACAGAGCGUGUGGGUUGGAUCAGACGGCAGUGAUUGGUCGUUCCUUGUUUUUUGAGUUCUGAUCAACUCAAGCUUUAGUUCAGUCUACAUGAAUAUAUUAUAGAAUGGCUCAAGAGAUGAGACAAUUUUCUUACCCCUAAGUCUGUUUCCAGCUUAUGGCCAAAAUAUAUACAGGAAAGGAAGAAACUUUGGCUGAUAUAUUUCUUUUUUUGAAUUUACUGUUGCUUGUGGUCGUUUUCAGUUUUCUUUCUUGGCUUUGUUUUUAACUGUAUAUAUUCUCGCAAAACAAAACAACUGCGGUGACAAAAGCUCUCUAGACUCAUCCAGUUGGGAAAUUUGUCAAUCCUUUUGGAGAAAAAUUGACCACUAGAUUUUGGUGGCUGCUGUAGCUCCUAAUAUUGGAGUUUUUCUGUGGGAAUUCUGGUUAUCAGGAACUCUGUAUCCAAGUAAAGUUUUGGUCUUGGAAACUUCUUUUAAACGUGAUAAGGUUAUAAAGCUGAUGGUGUGGAAAUGUUUGUGGCUCGAUAUGGAUAUUUGAAUAUGGAAAUAAACCCAAGUUAUCUAACUUGGUGCUAGAAUGUUCAUAGUUAGGUAUGGUUGUGGCACUAGGAUUGGCUUCUCAGGUUCUCUAGGAAGUUACAAAUUCUGGGUUCUAAUGGUUUGAAUUCUCAGUUAGGAUGGGAAGUAAUAAUUGCCGGGUUUUUAUGCAAUUGGGUUUUCUCCACAGAUGGAUGAAAAAUUCAGCUUUUCCAUUUUAGAGUAUCCUCAUGAUAGUAAGGUUAAGCGUUCUGGUUGCUGCUUCAGUUGCAGCCUUUGCAGUGAGGCAGCUCAACGCCAAUAGCUCAGGAAAUGGCCGAGCAAAGUUCAAACAACAACAAAGCAAGGAGGAUGACAAAGAGCAGGUUACAUGUUCUCAUGAUUAUCAAAAAGGGGAGGAUUGGGAAGAGGAAGAAGAAGAAGAGGUUAAAUUAAUUAGCAGCAUAUUUAACCGAGCUCGUGAUAGUCCAGUCGAUAAUGAUCAGGAUGAAGAUAUAUUACCUGAAUUUGAAGAUCUUUUGUCUGGGGAGAUUGAAAUUCCUCUACCUGGUAAUAAUAUCUCUAAGAAAGAGAGAGACAAAAUAUAUGAAACUGAGAUGGCAAACAAUGAAAGUGAGCUGGAACGGUUAAGAAAACUGGUAAAGGAAUUGGAGGAAAGGGAAGUAAAGCUUGAAGGUGAACUGCUUGAGUACUAUGGAUUGAAGGAGCAAGAAUCAGAUGUUGUUGAGUUACACCGACAGCUCAAGAUCAAGACAGUGGAGAUUAACAUGCUCAAUAUCACCAUUAACUCUUUGCAGGCUGAGAGAAAGAAGCUUCAAGAACAGGUUACACGGGGAUUGUCAGUGAAGAAGGAGCUGGAGGUGGCAAGGGACAAGAUUAAAGAGCUUCAGAGGCAAAUUCAGCAUGAAGCAAGCCAGACAAAAGGCCAGUUAUUGUUCCUCAAACAGCAAGUUUCAAGUCUGCAGGCUAAGGAGGAAGAAGCUGUGAAGAAAGAUUCUGAAAUAGAGAAGAAGCUAAAAGCUGUGAAGGAGUUAGAGGUAGCAGUUAUGGAGCUUAAAAGAAAAAACAAGGAACUUCAACAUGAAAAGAGAGAAUUGACUGUCAAACUGGAUGCUGCUGAAGCAAGGGUAGCAGCACUUUCUAAUAUGACAGAGAGUGACAAGGUUGCGAAGGUAAGAGAGGAAGUAAAUAAUCUAAAGCAUGCAAAUGAGGACCUGUUAAAGCAAGUGGAGGGUCUUCAGAUGAACAGGUUCAGUGAAGUUGAAGAACUAGUGUAUCUUCGUUGGGUCAAUGCAUGCUUGAGGUAUGAGCUUCGCAACUAUCAGGCUCCUCCAGGAAAGAUAUCGGCCCGUGAUCUCAACAAGAGUCUGAGUCCCAAAUCCCAAGGGAAGGCUAAACAGCUGAUGUUAGAGUAUGCAGGAUCGGAACGUGGGCAGGGGGAUACAGAUCUUGAUAGCAACUUUUCUCAUCCAUCCUCUCCAGGAAGUGAGGAUUUUGAAAAUGCUUCUAAUGAUAGUUCCAUGAGCAGAUUGAGUAGUCUCAGUAAGAAACCUAGUUUAAUCCAAAAGUUAAAGAAAUGGGGAAAAAGUAAAGAUGACUUAAGUGCUCUUUCAUCUCCAUCCAGAUCUAUCUCUGGAGGCUCACCAAGUAGGACAAGUAUGAGCCUUCGGACAAGGGGUCCCUUGGAAGCCUUGAUGCUGAGGAAUGUGGGUGAUAGUGUAGCCAUCACUACAUUUGGGAAGAUAGAUCAAGAAUCUAUUGACUCUCCUGAAACUCCAACAGCUUCAAAUGCUGGACCACAAGUUUCUUCUGGUGACUCGCUUAAAUCUGUUGCAACAUCAUUCCAAUUGAUGUCCAAAUCAGUUGAUGGUGUUUUAGAUGAGAAAUAUCCUGCUUAUAGAGAUAGACAUAGGUUGGCCUUGGAGAGGGAAAAGAAAAUUAAGGAGAGAGCUGAUAAAGCAAGAGCAGCAAAGUUUGGUGAUAAUUUAAAUUUGAAUUCAACCUAUGAGUCUAGAACCAAGACUGGAGAGAGAGCUGUAGUUUUACCUGCAAAACUUACUCAUAUAAAGGAAAAGGCAGUUGUUACUGGUACAAAUGAUCAAUCUAGUGAUGGUAAUACGACUGAUCCUCGAAUGAUAAGCAAGAUGAAACUUGCUGAGAUUGAGAAGAGGCCUACUAGGGUGCCUCGACCUCCUCCUAAACCAUCAGGAGGUGCUACAGUUGGUAUAGCUUCCAAUACUUCAACUGGAGUAGGACCACCUCCUCCACCAGGUGCCCCACCACCACCUCCACCACCGCCUGGUGGACCACCUCGUCCGCCUCCUCCACCAGGAAGUCUACCAAGGGGAGCAGGGAGUGGUGAUAAGGUCCACCGGGCUCCUGAAGUGGUUGAAUUUUAUCAAACAUUGAUGAAGCGAGAGGCAAAGAAGGACACAUCAUCUUUAAUAUCUUCACCAUCUAACAAUGCAUCUGAUGCAAGAAGCAACAUGAUUGGGGAAAUCGAGAACAGAUCAUCAUUCCUUUUAGCUGUGAAAGCUGAUGUGGAAACCCAAGGUGAUUUCGUCAUGUCAUUGGCAACUGAAGUUCGAGCCGCUUCAUUCACCAACAUAGGAGAUCUGGUGGCCUUUGUAAACUGGCUAGAUGAGGAACUUUCUUUCUUGGUUGAUGAACGGGCAGUACUCAAGCACUUUGAUUGGCCUGAAGGAAAGGCAGAUGCAUUAAGAGAAGCAGCUUUUGAAUAUCAAGACCUGGUGAAGUUGGAGAAGCGAGUCUCCUCUUUUGUCGAUGAUCCCAAUCUUCCCUGUGAAGCUGCUUUGAAGAAGAUGUACUCGUUGCUUGAAAAAGUUGAGCAAAGUGUAUAUGCACUCCUACGUACAAGGGACAUGGCUGUUUCGCGAUACAGGGAAUUUGGAAUUCCAGUUGAUUGGUUAUCAGAUUCAGGAGUAGUCGGCAAGAUCAAGCUCUCAUCCGUUCAAUUAGCCAAAAAAUAUAUGAACCGUGUAGCAUCCGAACUUGACGCAUUGAGUGGACCUGAUAAGGAACCAAAUAGAGAGUUUUUACUGCUUCAAGGAGUGCGUUUUGCUUUUCGUGUUCAUCAGUUUGCUGGUGGAUUUGAUGCAGAGAGCAUGAAGACAUUUGAAGAACUAAGAGCCCGUGUAAAUUCACAAAUAGGAGGAGACAAUAAACUCGAAUAAUGAGGAUCCUUUUUUUUCUUUUUCUUUUUUGGUCUUUUUCUUCUAAUAUUUGUAUAUUUUAACUUAUCCAUCCAUGUUGCAGAAAACCUCAUAUAUAUUGAAUAUUGUAGAACUGUUAAUCCCA